Messenger RNA from Fusarium sp. VM40, 255 nucleotides. Lineage: Eukaryota; Fungi; Ascomycota; Sordariomycetes; Hypocreales; Nectriaceae. The record is from the annotation of a GenBank genome assembly.
AUGGGAGCAUUUGCCUUGGCAAUUCUUCGUGUGCGCCUUGAGCAGCGAGGACAAGAACUCCUUGCCACAACUUUCACACGUCCCCUUUGCCAAGUUGUCUUCGUUAUCGUAUUCACCGCAUUCGGCCUGGGUUUUGCAGCCUUUGCAUUUACUGCCGUCGCCCUUUGCUCGAACGCAGGGCCUGUUUGCAAGUACACAGCCUUUGCAUCGACCUUUGCAUGUGGCUACAUGGUUGGGGAAAACAUCGUCUCGUAA